UAUUUUUGUUUGUUUAUUUAAUUUUAAACCAAGGAUAUUAGGGAUAUUUUACCUUUUAAUGAAUGUCAUUUUUGUGACUUUCUCCUUUUAGUGCUAUUUUUGAGACAUAAACUUCAAAAGGUGCUAUUAUUGACAAUUUCCCUAUAUUAAACUAAAUUAUUAAAUGUAAUAUAGUUAAAAUUAAUAUCAAACAUAGGAUUAAAUCAACACAAAGAUAUUUUGGUAAUUUGUUUACUAAACUUAUUUGAAUAGAAAUGAAAAUAAAGAAACAAACAUAAGAUUCAUUUAGAUGAUUCAUCUAGAUGAACUAUGUGGAUGGACAAACAAACAAUCAUAAAAAUUUGAAUGGAUCAUCUGAAUAGAUCAUACAAAUAAAUCAUGGAGAUGACAAAUAGUGAAACAAACAGUCCCCGAUUCGUGACAAUAGACGAAAGUUCUACUAGUUUGUUCACUGUUUAUGUAAGCCCACCGUUAUCAUCGUAGGCCCAUUUAAGCACUUCAAUUAGCAUCAUUCAAAUCCUUGUUUGUUUUUUAAUAAUCCUUUAAAUAUUUGAAAGUUAUUUUACCAAAAAAAAAUAUAUAUAUAUUUUGAAAGUUAAAAAAAGAGGUAAUUUUUCUCUCUUUCUUGGUUAACGUGUACCGUCCACACCGACCAUUAAUUGGUUGGCGAAACACAAUGUGUUUGGACAUGUACUAUAUGUUUUUAUAACCUUUCAAGAAAAGCACAAAACCUUGUUCCGAUCAAUGUUUAUGCUUCAACGGGAAACUAGUGCUAAGUAUCAUUAAAUUAACUUAUAAUUAAAAAUAAACAUAAAACAAGUAGUUGAGGGAGUGGUGAUAAACUCAAAACACUAUAAAUAGAGUGUGGUUGAGCUGUGUAACUCAUCAAUCCUCACAACUUACAAAGCAAAGUAUUUUUCGCAAUCAAAAGUGUGUGUUUACGUAGUUUUUUGGUGUUAGCUAGUUACUUGUUUUAAGAGAUGGGGGAUCAUCCUCGUUCAAGUGAGCAACAAGAAGCUGAUGAUGCAGCUUCCAAAGGUUGUGGAAUGUUUGACUUUCUCAAGAAGAAACCUGAAGAUGAGCAUGUCUAUGUGACUGACGCGACGAAGGAAAAAAAGGAAGAGGAGACACCUUCCCUUGCGGCAAGGCUUCACCGUUCUGGCAGCUCUUCGAGUGAUGAAGAAGUGGAUGAAAAUGGGGAAAAGAAGAAGAGGAAAGGAUUGAAGGAGAAGGUGUUUGGUCACAAGGAUGAAGAUCAUGUUUCUGAUGAUCAUCAAUAUACAACUGAGGAGAAGAAGGGCGUCACGGAGAAGAUCAUGUUAAAAGUUCAUGCAGGUAAAGGGACUCAUGAGCAAGCCAACAAGCAUGAGCAUGAAGAUGGGGAGAAGAAAGGGUUUAUGGAGAAGAUGAAGGAGAAGCUUCCUGCAGCUGGAGGUCAUCAUGACCAAGCCAACAAGCCUGAACCUCAGGAGGAUGGGAAAGAGAAAGGGUUUAUGGAAAAGAUCAAGGGGAAGCUUCCUGCACCUGGAGGUCAUCAUGACCAAGCCAACAAGCAUGAGCAUAAUGAGGAUGGGAAGGAGAAAGGGUUUAUGGACAAGAUUAAGGAGAAGAUUCCUGGAGGUCACAAUGGAAAGCCCGAAGUUGAGCCUCAUCAUGAAAAUGGUAAAGAGAAAGGGUUUAUGGAGAAGAUCAAGGAGAAGCUCCCUGGUCAUAUCAAGCAUGAUGACAGUGAUGAGAAGAAAAAGGAAACUUAGUCGUUCGUAAACCCCUUUUUUUUUAACUUUCUUGAAUCAGCUUUCUGUUUUCAGCACUUUGCUUCAUCAUCUUCUUGUAUUGUGAUCACCUCAUCAUGUCAAUGAAGUGCCAACUUUCCCUUUGAAAACUCAUGAAUGCGUGACAUUUUGUUCUGUUCUCUUUGAAAGCUUUGUUUCAAUUUCGCUUUAAGAUACUUUUGACACAUAAGAUGAACAACCUAUCUUCCUAUCUAGGCCUAAUCAGUUUAAGUUUGGACCCAAUAAAGGCCAACUUAAUCUCUAUAUGUUGCAUGAUUGACUGUCGAGACUUGAUUACAAGAUAAGUCAGAAAAAAAUGUGAGAGAAGUGAGAACACAAACACGGUGACUGUGUAUGAUCAGGUUGAAAGAGAAAUGGGAAAGACGUCUCUCUCAACGGGAAGAAAAAGAAGAAGAUGUGACUUUUGUCAGUUUGUGUUUCUAGUUGUCACUCACUUACGUGUUAAUGCAAUUGGUAUAUAUUGAAAACGAAGCUUAUAAAAGAAAAACUUGACGCUGAAAGUGAAAGGAGGACACAAACUUGAAUAACCAAAACUUUUUUUUUUUGAGCAACCAAAAACCUUAACAAUGAUAUAUGAGCUGUUUAUGACGUUACCAUUGAAUUUUUUGUUAAUAUAGUAAAAAUAGUGUAAUCUAUUUGAACAAAAGACAAAUUCUUUGCGCCGCAAAACCAAAUUAUCCAACAUUUUAUGCGUUUAAUUUCUGUUUUUUUGUCUUUUAUUUUGUCUAUGAGAGGCUCUCUCUUCUCUCUUUACAAAGAGAAUUUUUUUUCAUGUUCUCUCAUCUCUAUCUUUCAGAGGAUAUGAACUUUCUAGUGGAAAAAGACUUUCUUUUGUUGUAAAAUAAUUCUUUGAUUUCUAGAUCGAUUUUAUUUUUCGCGUUAGGCAAUUUUCAGUUUUGCAUGGGCGAUUUUUUUGGAGUGUCUUUCAAUCUCUCUCGAAAUUGUUCUUCAAGUCUUUUUUUUUUUAAUUUGAUCAUUUUUCAGCCAAUUCAUAGAUAAAAGGAAGAAACCUUUAUCUUUAUCGAUAAAGAUUGAAAUAAUCAGUUUUCACUGUCUGAUACACAUAACCGUGGAGAGGAGAUCUGAGCUGACACAUACGCCAGACUUAUGAGACAUCAGUUCAAUCUUGAGAGUUUUGGAGAUAGAUUGCAGAAGAUAGAAGAUGCAACUACAAUAAUGAAGGACAAAUGGCACAGUCUUGGAGACUUAUGAUCUCUCUCUCUCUCUCUCUCUCUCUCUCUCUCUCUCUCUCAAGAGAUCCAGGAUCUUCGUCAAGGUUUAAUGUCGUUGUCUGACUACUACACUAGCUGAAGGCCUUAUGGGAUAAUCUGGAGAGCACUGAUGAUCCUGACCAGCCAUGUGUUUGUGAAAAUGUAGUUUAUAAUCAACUGAAAGCUGAAUGUGCAAAGAUUGUCAAAUUCUUGGCAGGCCUCAAUGAAUCAUAUGCUAUCAUCCGACCACAGAUAAUCAUGAAGAAAGUUUUUCCUUCUUUGGUUGAAGUUUACAACAUUUUGGAUCAAGAUGAAAGUCAAAGAGGAUUCUCCACCAGUGUUCCACCUCAGGCUACGUUUCAAAUCUCAUCGGAAGCCUCAACUCUUUUGACUGAUCAGUCUAUCUCUUAUGUUCAGAAUGGUCCUAAUAAAGGUCGUCCUAUAUGCUCUUUCGGCAAGCGUGUGGAACAUAUUGCGGAAAGGUGCUACAAGAAGCAUGGAUUUCCUCCUGGUUUUGUUUCUAAGUACAAGCCUACGGAGAAAAAUACUUCCUCUCCCAAGAUUGCAGCUCAGAUUUCCCUAUCUACCUCCACUCCGGCUUCUGUUCAACCUCAAACCGUUGAGAAUAUGAUUGGGAAUCUCAGCAAGGAUCAGAUACAACAGUUCAUUGCUUUAUUCAGCUCUCAGCUACAAGCUCCCUCAGGUUCUGGUCAAACUGAAGCUGUUGCAUCUACUUCUGGUGUCUUCUUUUCUCCUCUGACUUAUAACUUUGUUGGUAUACUUAUGGUAUCUCAACAUCUUUUAUCAAGUCAAACAUGAGUAAUUGAUUAUGAAGCCACUCAUCAUGUUGCUCAUGAUCAGCAUAUCUUUUUAUCCAUGGAUUCAUUUCUUACCAGCUCUGUUAAUCUUCCAACUGGUUCCACUAUUAAAGUCAAUGGUGUGGGAACUAUCAGAUUGAAUGAUCACAUUCUUCUCCAUUAUGUUCUCUUCAUUCCAGAGUUCAGAUUGAAUCUUCUCAGUAUAAGCUCGUUAACUGAUGAUAUUGGCCCUUCUGUGAUAUGUGAUUUUUGAUCCUUCUUCUUGCAAAAUUCAGGAUCCUAUCAAGGCGUUGACGAUUGGUCAGGGUAGAAGAUUGGGGAACCUCUAUGUCUUGGAUACACAAGCAUCAUCUAUCUCAGUUCAGGCGGUUGUUGAUAUUGGUACUUGGCAUCAGAGGCUUGGUCACCCAUCAUAUUCGAAGAUAGACACCAUCUCUGGAGUUAUAGGAACUGCGAAGUUGAAGAAUAAAGGCAAAUCUUAUUGCCAUACUUGUCAUCUGGCUAAACAGAAGAAAUUGUCUUACAUCUCUCACAAAAACAUUUGUAAAGACAGUUUUGAAAUGUUUCAUAUUGACAUUAGGGGUCCAUUCUCAGUUGAUAUUAUUGAUGGUUUUCGUUAUUUCUUAACUAUUAUGGAUGAUCACUCACGUGCAACUUGGAUUUAUCUGCUUCGAACCAAAGAUGAAGUUAUCAAAUUAUUUCCUACUUUCAUCCAACAGGUUGAAACAAAGUAUGGUGUGAAAAUUAAAUCGGUUCGCUCAGAUAAUGCCCAUGCAUUGAAGUUUGUUCAGUUUUAUCAAGAGAAAGGUAUUACUGCGUAUCAUUCAUGUCCAGAAACGCCUGAACAGAACUCAGUCGUGGAACGAAAACAUCAACAUAUUCUAAAUGUUGCUCGAUCCUUGAUGUUUCAGUCUCACGUUCCUCUCUCGUAUUGGGGAGAUUGUGUUCUUACUGCGGUUUUCUUGAUCAACAGAACACCUUCUAAGCUUUUGAAGAACAAGACUCCGUAUGAGUUGCUUACAGGAGAGUCCUGAUUAUACUCAUUUGAAGACUUUUGGCUGUUUAUGCUAUGGCUCUACUUCACAUAAACAACGUCAUAAGUUUCAUCCUCGCUCACGAACCUGUAUCUUUUUGGGUUAUCCUUCCGGAUACAAAGGUGACAAAUUGAUGGAUUUGGAAAGUAACAAGAUAUUUAUAUCUCAGAAUGUUGUGUUUCAUGAAGACUUGUUUCCAUUAAAGACGGAGUCUCCUUUUCAGGUUCCUGAAUGGCUGACAUUGAAGACUUCUGAGAUUCUCAUCCCUCACAUUCAUCAUCCCCUUCCAUCCCUAUUCCUCCAUUAGAAAUUUCUAAAUCUCUCGUUAAGAAAGUUCCAUCUCAUCUUCAAGAUUAUCGUUGUUAUGCCCUUACUCCUAACAAUGAUCAUCCCAUAUCAUCCUGUCUUUCAUAUUCAAACUUUCACCAUUCUCAUAAUGCUUAUAUCAGUUCCAUCACUAAAAUACAUAUUCCUACUUCAUAUGCUGAGGCUCAGAAAGACAAGGAGUGGUGUGAUGUUGUUGAUCUGGAAUUUGGUGCUAUGGAAUCGACUAAUACAUGGGAUGUCACUAGUCUUCCAAAGGGAAAGAAAGCAGUGGGUUGCAGGAUGUUGUAUUCUUUGAAGUUUAAUGCGGAUGGGACUCUUGAUCGGAGGAAGGUGCGUUGUGUAGCUAAGGGAUAUACACAGAAGGAGGGUUUGGAUUAUAACGAAACAUUUUCACAUGUGGCAAAGAUGGUCACGAUCAAAUUGUUGUUGAAAAUCUCUGCUUCCAAGCGUUGGAUAUUGCAACAACUUGAUAUUUCCAAUGCCUUUCUUAAUAGUGAUCUUGAAGCUUCU
Molecule: messenger RNA, 5693 nt
Organism: Brassica rapa (field mustard)
Lineage: Eukaryota; Viridiplantae; Streptophyta; Magnoliopsida; Brassicales; Brassicaceae
Product: dehydrin Xero 2
Biological process (GO): cold acclimation; response to abscisic acid; response to water deprivation
Cellular component (GO): membrane; cytosol
Source: RefSeq, a predicted model, not a curated record